CCCAUAGUCUGCUUUUUUUCACUGGAAACUUUUGACAGCUGUUAUAUCAUUUCUAAUAAACUGACUUGACCUGACUGCUAGACUUAGGUAACCAAAACAACGUUCAGACGUGACUGACGACGAAAUUUGCACCCGCUCGCUGUCUGCCAUUAUAGCUCAUUGCUUGCAACCCAUAUGAUUUAUGAAAGAUUGUUAGGCGGCAGAAACAGCGAGCGACUAUGACCGGGUCCAAGAGCGGCGCAUGGACAGAGGAAGAAGACCAGCUGUUGACGAAGUUCCAGGCUGUAUAUGGCAAUAAAUGGUCUUUGGUCAGCCAACACAUCCCAGGGCGUAAUGGGCAGCAGUGCGCGCAACGAUGGCGACAUAAGGUGAACCCCAAUAUAGUAAGAGACAAGUGGACACCCGAAGAGGAUAGUAUCCUCGUCAAGCUGGUUAGUGAGCUUGGCGUCGGAAAGUGGGCUUCGGUGGCUCGACAUCUCCCAGGUCGCACAGACCAGCAAUGCAUGGGCCGAUGGCGACGGCACCUUGAUCCAAACAUCCGUAAGGAUGCGUGGACGGCGGAAGAGGACGCAGAGCUGCAGGCCCUCUACGACGAGUAUGGCCCGUCCUGGUCCUGCAUCGCCAAGCGCAUUACAAACCGCACGCCCCAGCAAUGCCGCGGGAGGUGGUGUAUUCUGUCAGGCUGCAGCAAAAGCAAGGCGGCGCCGUCAACAGCACCAGAGACCCCACACUUCCGCAAGAACCGCAAGGGUCCAGGCGCCGUCGCCGCCGCCGCCGCCACAGCUGUCCGUCAAGGCAACGCCCAAGGCUGCCCCUCCACCGUCAGCCGCAGAGGCGCUCCCACCGAGCUGCCUGCCAUGCCUGCCUCAGAGGUCGCACCCACACCCAUGGGCACCAUGCAACCCCCAACCGUUCAGCGAGUGCGCCGGUGCCGGAUGCCCGCACUUGCCGUCACCCCAGAAGAUCCUGACCAAGAAGAUCUGGCGGAGGAGGAGGCGAAGGCUUCCGUGCAGCAGCGGCGGUACUCAUGUCGGCUGCUGCAGGUUGCCGCGGCAGAGCACCUGCAAGCCGACGCAGAAAGCAGCGGCCCAGACAAGGAGGACACGCAAGCGCAGAAGCAAGGGAACGGCGGCGCCCCAACUGUAUCGGCGGUGACAAAAGGCCGCCUGCUGCUGGGCACCCAGGUCCUGGCCUUCCGCACCCGCCCAAGGUCCACACGCCGCAAGCCCUGCACCCGCGUCGCUGCCGUACUCCCACCCAGCACCAGCGACUCGCCCAGCGCGGAGUGCCCACAGCAGGGCGCCUGCGUCUCAGCUGCCGUCGCGGCAGUGGCGCUGCUGUCUCCUCCACGAGGCACUCUGGACUUGUUCGAGAUCAUCGAGGAGGAGGAGGCCGCCAUGCUGUCCGGGCUCCUGGACGACGAUGACGAGGAGGACAGGCCGCCCCUGGUGACCGCUGAGAGCACCGGCGACCGAGGGGACGCCGCGCCAGUACGCAGCACAAGCAAUGGCGGCUGCGCCAGCGCCAGUGUCGCAUACACGCCAGACGAUGCGCUGCUAUCACUGUCGACCCGGAUAACGCGCAGCGGCCGUUGCUAUCCGCUCACCUGCACCAACCCGGGCGGAGCCGCAUCGCAGCGCCGCCGUCGGUCGCCUGCUGCAACCACCACCGAGACGGAGGAGGACCACAAGGCAGCUGCUGCAGCCCAUGCUGCUGCCACCACAACAGCCGCGACCUCCCGGCCUACGGCGGCGCUCGAGAACCAAGACACAAGAGAUCUCGUGACGUCAUGUGGGGCCCUGCAGCACGGCGACAACGGUGAUGGCGCCCAUGCACUGCCGCCCGCGCCGCGGCAGCAGGACGACGCUGGCGUCCAGGGGGACGUUGCGGCGCACGUCCUGGCCCUUCUACCGCCUCCGCACGCAGCCGGUGUGGCUUCACCGGUGGCGCCAUUGCACAGCGUUGAUCUCGGCAAUCACGUUGACCACGUUUUCGACAACGUCGGCAGCCCAGACCCGCUGCAGGUGGCGGUCCCCGGCCUGGACGGGCACCUGCUGUCCAGCGGCAGCACCUGCUCCUCCUUCGGCAUCCCAGCGCACCUGCUGAGCGAGGGGCAGGUAGGAGGCGCCGGGGAGCACCCGGCGGACUGGCAGCAGGUGGGCUCACCGCCCACCAGCUCCCUCCUGGCGCUGCUGCAAGCAGGUCUGCUUCAGACGCCGACCGGCACUCCCGGCGCCAGCCCUGGCCCCAGUGCCCUCAGAGCACCCAUCGUGCCCGGCAUGCCGCAAGUUACGCCGGGUUUCAGCCAUGACUGGUCUGACGUUCCGGCGCUGUCGUGGUCGGAGUGGCGGAACUGCAAGGGCGGUUUCGGCGUCGUCGCCCAGCACCCUGCUACCAACGGCCAAGGCACGCCAGAUAACACGCAGGCCGCACAGCGGGCUCAAGGGACUUGCGGGGUCAACGUGACGCCACGGCGAGACAUGUUUGUGCGGCCCAUGGGCCAAGCCGUUGGAUUUCCGCAGCCUCAGCUUCAAGCCCACGACGCCAUUGAAGCCAUGGGCGACAGCGAGGGUCAAGGCACAACGCACCCAUCGUUCACCUCCCCAAGCAUCUCCAUCCCCGGCCGCACACGCUCGCGUCGUGCCUCCGCCGACGAGGCAGUCCUACAGCACUGGAAUGCCGGCAUGACAGAAACCACUGCGGCAGGCACAACACACAUGGCGGGCUUUGCGGCUGUGAGCCCAUGCCGCCCACCGAUGGCGUCCCAUGGCCGGCUGCUGCCUGAUUUCUGCAGCCCUAGCAAGAAGCAGCGUAUGGGUGCGCUAGAGACAGGGUUCGGCUACGUGGGGAGCCUGCCGGGCAUCAGCUUCGCCGUACAGCCGGCUCAGACCCGGCAGGGCGAAGAAGCACCGGCACCUGCUAGCACCGUACUGGGCUUCUCGGUCGCCCGGCCAGCCGGCCAUGCGGGCAGGCUGCACAGCGGCGCUGCUGGCGGAGGAGAGUCUGCGCUCCCCAUGUCCGCGCUUCUAGCACCUCCAAGACUUGAACUGCCUCCCACCAAGGGCAAUGCGGCCAUGGCUGCUGGCAAGAACAUGCCGUUGCUGCCAUCUGUAGCACUGGGGGCCCUUUCAACGCUACCCCUGAUGACCGCUCCAAUUCCCUUGCCACCGGCACAGCAGCUGCCUGCUCUCGCGCACGUGCCCUUGCCGCCGGCGCUGGAAAGCGCGCUCACAGCCGCACAAGUGGAGGUUUACCGCCCUGGCAACGCGCCCACACCAGCACACCCGCCGCCUGCAAGAGGGAGUGGCGCGGGCGCCAUGCAAGACGUGGCACGAGAGGGCGGCGGCACCGGCGUUGUCCGGCCCGCGCCGUUGGCGGGCCCUUUAGGCGGACACAACCCUCUGGGACUGUUGCCACUCCUGGCGCUGCCCAAGCUGCCUGUGGGCGCACCCCAGCAGCGAGCCAUGUCCUCCUUUUUCCCUGUGCUCACGCUCAACGACCUUCGAGAUGGCAAAGCGAACGCCGGGGCCAACAAACCCUAACUGACGAGGCGCUAUUCUACACAUUGUACUACAAUCAUUACGGGUGAAUUACAUGCAAUGUCUUGCAACCUGUUGUCGUCUGUGUUGGAGAAAUGAUAGCAUGGACCUCAUCUUAGGACCGUGAUUGUGUGGGGUUGGAAGAGUUUUGAUUGGACCGUUUCAGCAUCUCAGUGUAGUUGGAGGCCCCUUUUGCCAACGUAUAUUUAUUGAUGCCGGGGAUGCCAUGUCAUGGCGGCUAUGGUUGGUGCUUUUGUGUGUAGGGCCUUUUUGUUAAACCCCCAGCUGCCCUACGGCACUCUAAUGUCUGUGCUUGGGUAUGCAUUGCCUGAAAUGGCGGGGGACGAUGGUGGGUGGAAUGCCAUUGCGUUAGCUGGGACUGUCGUCAGUCUCGCAAAUGUGCCCAGGGUUUCCUUAUUUAUCCUUCGUUGGUUUUUUCACGCAUAAAGAACAAUGCCAUGCCUGGUUUUACGCACGAGUUUGUCACAUGGGCUGUGCCCUCUUGUAUAUCUUCUGUUAUUAGUGCAUCAAUGUUCUGCUUACCAGCACCUGUGCAUUGCUCAGCCUAUUAUCUAUCCGCUCGGAGAUCCUCUGCGACCGGUAUUGUACCUCAUCUUGAUAUCCCUGGGGUUAUUCAUUGGACUGCUGAUUAGUACCACUCCUAUGCACUGUACGGCGGUAGCCGAGACCCGAACUUGUAACCGGAAUGAUUGAG
Molecule: messenger RNA, 4254 nt
Organism: Astrephomene gubernaculifera
Lineage: Eukaryota; Viridiplantae; Chlorophyta; Chlorophyceae; Chlamydomonadales; Astrephomenaceae
Source: the annotation of a GenBank genome assembly